UCUCUUGGCGACACACACUCUUUGGUGACGCAGCACCAAUAGGCUGCAAACCCGGAAAUAGUUACGUUGCUAGCUGCUGUGUUGUUGGGAGGAAAAAAGGAGCAUUUUUCUCAUAACUAUCGUAAAAACCCUUCUUAUUAAAAGUAGACAGCUGAAACAUUAGCCUGUCAGUGACUUUGGAGGUAGACAUUUACGUUUCCAGGCAGUAGUUGCCAGUUUUCUGCUGCCAAUUGGACGCUCGUCAUCUUUGUUUAUCGCCGUUUCAUCAGUUCGUUUCUCAGCCGGCCGCUGUGCAGAAUGGACGAUGAGGCCGGCGGCUCGGUGGCGGUGGCGGGGGACGGCGACCCCAGCAGGAGGCGGAGGGUGCACGGCAUGCUGAAGCUCUACUACGGCCUGAACGAGGAAGGAAAAGCCGAGGAGCAGCCGGAGUCCCUGGAUCCCUGCGACAUCAACGGGCCGCAUUUCGACCCCGAGCAUUUCCUCAACAAGCUCAGACGGGAGUGCUCCCUCGCGGAGCUGAUGGACCAGGAGACCUGCAUGGUGAAGCAGAUCCGCUCUCUGGACAGUGACAUGCAGACGCUGGUGUAUGAGAACUACAACAAGUUCAUAUCUGCUACAGACACUAUAAGAAAGAUGAAGAACGACUUCAAAAAGAUGGAGGACGAGAUGGAUUGCCUGUCCGCCAACAUGGCAGCAAUCACUGAGUUCAGCGCCAGCAUCAGUGGAACGCUUCAAGACCAGCACGCACAGAUUACGAAACUCUCAGGCGUUCACACUCUGUUAAGGAAGCUGCAGUUUCUGUUUGAGCUGCCUGCUAGAUUAAACAAGUGUCUGGAGCUGCAGGCCUACGCUCAGGCGGUGAGAUCGCACCGCCGUGCCCGCUGUGUGCUGCAGCAGUACAGCCACCUGCCCUCCUUCAAGGGAAUUCAGGACGACUGCCACGCCAUCAUGGACAAGCUGGCGCAGGAGCUGCGACAAAAGUUCAGGGAUGGUGGCUCAAGUGCCAAAGAUUUAUCCGAGUGUGUGGAGCUGCUGCUACAGCUGGAUGAGCCGGCAGAAGAGCUCUGUGAUAAAUUUCUGAGCCAUGCGCGGUCUCGACUGGAGUCGGACCUCCAGGGUCUGGAAGCAGAGAUAAGACCGUACCCGUCCACCUUAGCCCCGAAAGAUGCCACGGCACGCAGCUCGUCAUCUGCUGCGGCCCCCGGAUCUCCAACUGGUACCUCCCCUAAAACGAGCGCCGUGCCAUCUCCCUCCUCAAACACUGACAUCCUGGAAUUCAUUGACAGAGGCUGCAAUGAAUUUGUCAGCAGCUUAUGUUUAGUCAUCACAUCCUAUCAGGAACUUUUCAUCAACCAUGCUCAGAAAGGCGAGCUGGCAUCCAAAAAUAUUCCCCAGAUGGCAAAUGGGAAGUUGCACGCCUUUGUGGACGAUCUGGCUGCUCGGUAUUUCUCGCUCGUGGAGCGGAGGAUACAAGAGGAGAAAGGGGUCGCAGAUAACUCGCUCCUGGUCCGAGCACUCGACCGCUUCCACCGCAGACUUCAGGCUGUGGCCAAGCUGCUGCCAGGCUCCGCCGUGCCGAACCAGGGGACGGGGAUUGUGAUCCGGGCGGCAACAGAGCGAGUCAAGCAGUACCUCGCUGCCCUGCAGAGCUUCUACAUGGACAGCCUGACGGAUGUGAGGCAGGCACUGGCCACACCUCGGCUCUCUGUGGCCAGCGCCUCAGUGGCUGCAGGCGGAUCUCUUCUAGGGGGGGCAGCCUCUGGUAGAGAUGCUCCGACCAGCCUGCCGGAGCUGCUCUCCUCACUGUCCGCCUCGAUUCUCAAUCAGAUUAAGUCAGUGCUCGCAUCUGUGCAUCUUUUCACAGCUAAGGACAUAACAUUCUCCAACAAGCCGUACUUCAAGGGUGAAUUCUGCAGUCAGGGUGUGCGUGAGAGUCUGGUGGUGAGCUUCAUAAAGUUUGUGUGCCAGUCUUCUCGCCAGUUCUGCGAGAGCGCAGGAGACAAGGGAGGCUCGACUCCUCCGGCCCUUCUGCUGCUGCUUUCUCGCCUCUGCCUGGACUACGAAACUUCAACCAUCUCUUACAUACUCACUCUCACAGACGAACAGUUCCUUGCGCAGCAUCACAGUCCAGUAACACCCGUCACAACUUUAUGCGCUGAAGCCAGGGAGGCAGCACAGAAACUCCUGAACCAUUAUGUAAAAGUUCAGGGUCUGAUAAUCUCCCAAAUGUUGAGAAAGAGCGUGGAGACACGAGACUGGGUGAACACCAUCGAGCCGCGAAACGUCCGUGCUGUGAUGAAGAGAGUGGUGGAGGACACAACCUCCAUUGAUGUGCAGGUCGGUUUUCUAUAUGAGGAAGGUGUGAGGAAGGCGCACAGCAGCGACUCCAGCAAGAGGACUUUUUCUGUUUACAGCAGCUCGAGGCAACAAGCUCGCUACGCUGCCAGCUACACUCCAAGUGCUCCCAUGGAUACUAAUCUGCUGAGCAACAUACACAAGUUGUUUUCUGAGAGGAUUGACAUCUUCAGUUCAGUGGAGUUCAACAAGGUCUCUGUGAUGACCGGAAUCAUCAAAAUCAGUUUAAAGACAUUCCUGGAAUGCGUCCGCCUGCGCACCUUCGGUCGUUAUGGGCUGCAGCAGAUCCAGGUGGACUGCCACUACCUGCAGAUGUACCUGUGGCGCUUCGUCUCCGACGAGAACCUCGUGCACUUCCUGCUGGAUGAGAUAGUGGGGAGCUCCGCCCACCGCUGCCUGGAUCCGUCCCCGAUGGAGCAGAGCGUGAUCGAGGUCAUCUGUGAGCGAGGCUGAAGCUCAAAGUGCAGCUCUGUCAGCUAGUGUGUGCUCCAAACACCAUAUCAUAAAUACAGAUACACUGUAAUCAUGUAUCAAAAUUAAAACAGUCUCAUAAUUACUGUUAAAUGUUGAAUUUAUUGAUAUAGAUUCAAAUCAAACUGUAAAAUGCUUAUAAAUAUCUGUGGCGAUCUCAAAACAAUGCAUUAAGUCAUGUUUCUUGUGUUGGGGAAGAGGAAGAGCACUUUGGUUACUGUAAAAACAUGAAUAAAUUGUACAACUUGAAUGUGAAUUUGGGACAGAUCUCUUGAUAUUCUAGGCAUUUGCAUUACAAAGUGCACAUGAUCUUAAAAUAUGAGUAGAGAAACCCCUCUCAUCUCCUUUAUCUGCAAAGAGAGACAUAAUUUAAAUUGACAUGAUUCAAGAUAAACAUUUGUCCCCCUUGAAGGAUUUGUUUUAUUAAUGUGAAUACAGAAUCUGAAGGAGAGAAGUUGUG
Acanthopagrus latus (yellowfin seabream) is the source of this 3286-nucleotide messenger RNA. It is a transcript of the gene vps51, whose product is annotated as VPS51 subunit of GARP complex. Bases 298 to 2808 code for a protein of 836 amino acids. The record is from RefSeq and is a predicted model, not a curated record. Gene Ontology annotation, biological process: lysosomal transport; endocytic recycling; Golgi vesicle transport. The transcript is spliced from 11 exons. Gene Ontology annotation, cellular component: membrane; EARP complex; GARP complex. NCBI's taxonomy places the organism in Eukaryota, Metazoa, Chordata, Actinopteri, Spariformes, Sparidae.